UGCGAGACAUGGGCCCCUCCCUUACGACCUUUUCUGCUUCAGUUACCAUGAUCGACCCUUCUGCUGUUAUAUAACUUGAAGCCCUCACAUUCCUCCACUAAGUCUGCUCAGCCUCCCCUUGAGGAGGGACUGACCUCUGUCGACAGCGCCAAACAUCAGCCUACUGGUCCAAAACCAGACCGCGACCUGCUACAGGUCUUCUCUCACAAUGGCGCCUAUAAUCCCCACCAAAACCCUCCCCUCGGCGCUCACUGGCCUUCUCCACAUUCGGCAGGCAACCGUGACCGUGAUCUCGGGCAGCAACCCGACCCCUGCGCCUCAAGAAACCACCGACCCGACCGACGCCACCACCCUAACAGGCGGCGCCAUCGCGGGCAUAGUCAUCGGCUCCAUCGCCGGCCUGCUGCUUCUGAUUUGGAUCAUCCGCUCGUGCACCAACCUCGGCGCGCCCCCGGGCAGCGAGGAGCGGCCGGGCCGGCCGUGGUACGGCGGCGUCCGGGACGAGUACCCCGCGCGCCACACCAGUCGCAGUCGCUCGCGUCACAGUCAUCAUCAUUAUCAUAGUGGGCAUCAUCAUCAUCGUGACGGGAGGAGGUCGCGGAGAGCAUCGGUUGUCGCGGUUGAGCAGCCUGUGCAGGUUGCUGAGGUCUCCCCGGUCGUGGUUAGGGAGAGCAGGAGGAGUACGAGUCGAGGGCCCGCGCCGCAGGGGUAUUAUGGCUAUGGGGAUGGCGGGGUGAGGGGGAGUAGGAGUCGGAGUCGAGGGAGGUACUGAGCUGAGUUGCAUGGGAUAUGAUAUGAUAUGAGAGGGGAUGUGAGAAAUGGUUUUGGCUGGUAUAUAUGUGGACAGGCUAGCCGGGGAUGAUCAACCAGUGACUCCUAAGGGUGCAACCGUAGUGCGGUUCAUUAGAUAUAUUAUGUUUGUCUGUUCUCCGGGCGAAGGUGUCAGGGAA
Canariomyces notabilis is the source of this 950-nucleotide messenger RNA. RefSeq lists its product as uncharacterized. NCBI's taxonomy places the organism in Eukaryota, Fungi, Ascomycota, Sordariomycetes, Sordariales, Chaetomiaceae. The record is from RefSeq and is a predicted model, not a curated record. The transcript has a single exon. The coding region runs from base 209 to 772 and encodes 187 amino acids.